AAGUGCGGAGCGGCAAGUAUUUGGCCGGAAGCGGAAGAGCGGCGGAAGUGCAGCCAUUGGCAGUUUGCUUGAUAAACAAGGAAAUUACUCAUACGCACUGGGUGCACUUGUAAUCUGAACGGGAGUAACGCAUACUCACGGCUGGCAACGGAAGCUCUUACGCACCGGGUGCACUUGGAGUCAGGAAAUUACGCAUACGCACGGCUGGCAGCCGCGGCUAAUUUGGAAAUCACUCAUACGCCCUGCUGGCUAGACAUUGCCAACAAUGGGUACACCUCAUGUCUGCUUCGCCGAUGAGUUGCCGCCGCAACAGCAGCAGCAACAGCAGCAACAGCAACAUCAGCAGCAGCAGCAAGAAGAACAUAAAACCGCCAGCAAUGGCAGCCUGAACAACAACCAUCACAGUAGCCAGAGUCUGGUGACCAGCGGCAGCAAACCGGAAGUGGGUUACAUAGCCACCCCCUCGCCGGGCGGCAGCCUGAGCGUCUCGCCCACACCCCGCUACGAACGCAAUCUGGGCUUCUUUCGGCAGCUGAGCCGCCGCUUCGGCCUGAGGUCACAGGAUGACCUAGUUCAGUCGGAUGACGCAGCUCACGUUGCACCACCGAGAAGCGGCGGAGCGGUGGCCGCUCUCCAGGAGGAGGACGCGCACAGUUCAUCGACCGACUCGUGCUCCUCGGGGCGUGGCCUCAAUGCUCACCAGUCGGCCGGGCGACUGGAGCUCAUGUCCAUGUCGUGCGCCUCCAGCGAGACGAGCAGCACACUGGACAUCGAGGAGCAGCAGGAGCAGUUGCAACAGCAGAGCCAGCAGCAACACCAACAGCAGCAGCAGCAGAAGCAACUGCAGUCCAAGAGGAAGCCGACGAGCCGGGCGAGUUUUUCGCGUCUGCACCGGCGCUCUACAUCCUCACUGCGUCGCGCCUUCGAGAGCCUUUCGCUGACCUCGCGUUCGCUCUCCUGCAGCGGUCCAUCCCCGCCGCCACCCCCCGCAUCGUCAUCGGCGGCUCCUGCAGCCGCAUUGCCCCUGAAGUCGGCUCUCAAGUCCGCCUCGAACGCGGAGCUGCACAGGCAACAGCAACAGCAGCAGCAACAACAGCAGCAGCAGCAACACAUGCAUCACCAUCACCAGCCAGCGGGCAGGUCGUCAUCGUCGUCGUCAUCAACCUCCAGUUCGGCGUCCAAAGGCAAGGUGAAGCCGCCCCCGCAAAGGAUACUCCGUCAGCCCGUUUCCUACACAUAUCUCAAAGGGAUGUCCGGUCUGCCGACGCAGCGGGUGCCGCGCAGUUCCGUCUGCUGUCAGUAUGCCCGGCGCUAAGGACCUCCGCAUCAUCUAUAUAUAUCGCAAAUCAGCAUCAGUGGCCAGGACGAGACACUGAGAAAUAGGUGAACAGUAAGCAUAGCAGCAGCAGAA
This is a messenger RNA of Drosophila serrata, 1411 nucleotides long. RefSeq lists its product as uncharacterized. The record is from RefSeq and is a predicted model, not a curated record. Lineage: Eukaryota; Metazoa; Arthropoda; Insecta; Diptera; Drosophilidae.